Messenger RNA from Pseudogymnoascus verrucosus, 661 nucleotides. RefSeq lists its product as uncharacterized. Gene Ontology annotation, molecular function: beta-tubulin binding. The record is from RefSeq and is a predicted model, not a curated record. Gene Ontology annotation, biological process: post-chaperonin tubulin folding pathway; tubulin complex assembly. The transcript is spliced from 2 exons. NCBI's taxonomy places the organism in Eukaryota, Fungi, Ascomycota, Leotiomycetes, Thelebolales, Thelebolaceae. The coding region runs from base 97 to 459 and encodes 120 amino acids. Gene Ontology annotation, cellular component: cytosol; microtubule cytoskeleton.
CCCUUCCUCAUCGCCAUAUACCCAGCAUACUUUCAAAUCCGCCAGCUUAAGAUUCAAUUCACUACCUCUACACCACUACACUAGACGACCGUCAAAAUGCCACCACCAAGCCCUCUUGCCAUUGCAACCUCCUCCCUCCAGCGGUUGGUGAAGGAAGAAGCGUCCUACUACAAAGAGCUCGAGAAGCAAGAGGCUCGCCUGAAGAAGAUUGAGGAGAGCACUGAGGAGGAUGAGAAUAGGGAGUACACCCUGAAGCAAGAAAGAGCAGCUAUCGAGGAGACCAAGGCUGUCUUCCCAACCCUCCAGCAGCGGAUCGGGGAUAACCUCGAGAAACUACGUGAUCAGGUUGAGAAGGCGUUGGAGAACCCGGGGGAGAAAACCGAGGAGGAGGUUGUGAAGGCCAAGAGCGCGAUUGAGAAUGCGCAGAAGGCGUUGAAGGAUGCUUCUGCGAAGGCAUGAGAUGGUCUGAAGAUACGUGUGUGGGGUGGGGGAUGAAUGAAGAUGUGGAGGUUGGGUAAUAUGUAGGGCGGAGGUUUAUCACGAGGGUUUAUGGGGGAACUGAGCAUAUUGGACGACGUGAUCGGGUAUUGCGCCAGGUAGUAUACAACUAGCUACUAUCUAUACAAGCUGAGCGAGUUCUGCACUCCUUGGUAUUAUGUGG